AUGUCGGGAAGAGAAGAUAGCGACUCCGAUGCUCCGGAGGAAUUCGGCGCUGAACAGGCAAUACAAAAGGACGAAGAGAUAAGAACGAUUCAGAAAGAAAAUAAGGCGAGGGUUUUGCGUGAACGAAAAGAACGACGUAAAACAUGGGCUCAAAAGUUAACACCAUGUGUCAAUAAAAGCAUCCAAGAUGCUGUAGAGGAAAUCGAAACACAACCAGAUAAUAAAGAAAUGCUCCCAGAUGAUAUCGUCAAAUUGCUUGCUGCUAAUGAGAACCUUAACAUAUAUGUUCUCUGUUACAAGAAAGUUUUCUCCUCAGACUCGGAUGAAGAGAAAUCUGAGAGAAGACCAAGAAAGAAGAAAUCCAAACACUCAGGCAAUGCUAAUAUGCAUAUAUACAAAAUGGAACCAGUUAUUCUGAAGGAAAUACCGCCUCCUUUUUGCUUACAGAAUUCAUUGGACUUCUUGAAGAAACGAAAAAUGGCGGUUCCGAGAUCAUCCACGAUUUUGGACAACUCGAUUCAAGCGUUGCGCCUUCUUUCGGCAUCGGGUUUGUUAGGUAAGAAAUGA
This is a messenger RNA of Cynara cardunculus var. scolymus (artichoke), 567 nucleotides long. RefSeq lists its product as uncharacterized. NCBI's taxonomy places the organism in Eukaryota, Viridiplantae, Streptophyta, Magnoliopsida, Asterales, Asteraceae. The record is from RefSeq and is a predicted model, not a curated record. The transcript is spliced from 5 exons. The coding region runs from base 1 to 567 and encodes 188 amino acids.